AUGCUCGUUGAUAAGAACACAGCACAAAUGGAUGGUCUUAAUUGAAAAUUUUCUAUUUAAUACAAAAAAGUUUUGAAUUUAGUGUUUUUAUAUACUUUUUAACGUUUCAAUAUUGAAAUGUAAUAAGAUUUUUCUGCACUUUUAUUUGUUCACUAAUAUUUUAAUGUAUAUAAAAUAUUAGACAUCUUUAAUGUGUAUCUCUAAUUCAGCUUUUAGGCGCUGCUCUCUAUCGGGGAUUUAAGAAAGCGUAUCAACUUUAGUGAGAAGCAUGUUUACCAACUAAAUAGAAAAGUGAGAAUCAGUUUUCACACAGUAUUCAAGUGUCAACGGGAACGACCACGACUGUUGAGUUGAGUGCGCGAACAUAGUUUGUAGUUACGGUGUUGUAGGAGUACUGUUUGUUUUGAAACUGAGUACCGUGAAUACUACGAAGUUGUAUAUAACAUGUGUGGAUGAGGCUGGUAAUGGACCCCCUGGGCAAGGCGGCCGAUGUGGUGGAGGCCGGAGCGCUCCAGCCGUGGGCCCAGGUCGCGCCCGCCCACCGCCCCACCGACUACAGCAGCUUGGCGGAGGACAGGCGCCACGUCGCCAGCCCCUUCCCCUGCAACCACAGGCUCAACAAGAAGGUCGUGCUGUGGGUGGGAAACAUUGCAUCGCUGAAUGUAGAUGCUGUUGUCAACACCACCAAUGAGUCGCUAAAUGAGAGGAACCCGAUAUCAGACGGAAUCUUUGCGAGAGCAGGGCCCGGACUGCUGAAGGAGAUUCAAGAGGAAGUAAGAGAGUGCAGAACUGGGGAGGUCAGAGUCACGCAAGGGCACAACCUUCCGGCGCGGUACGUCAUCCACACGGUCGGCCCUAAGUACAACAUCAAGUACCAGACUGCCGCCCAGAACACGCUACAUUCCUGCUACAGAAAUGUUCUUCAGAAGGCUUGUGAACUAGGAGUGUCUUCGAUAGCACUGUGCGUGGUGAACUCAGUGCGUCGGAACUUCCCACCAGACGAAGGAGCCCACAUAGCACUACGCACAGUCCGCAGGUUCCUGGAGAAGCACGGCAGCUCUCUCGAAACCGUCGUGUUCGCCAUCGGCAACGCAGACAUCGGCAUCUACGAGGUCCUCUUGCCCCUGUACUUCCCCCGCUCGCCCCAGGAGGAGCAGAACGCGCUCUGGCAGCUCCCGGCCAACGUUGGCGGCCCUGACGGGGAGCCCAUCCAGCCCGACAGGCAGAUCCGCAUCAUCGACAACCCUCAGCAUGCGCUAGAAGAUGACUCGGGGGACCUGUCGUCGCAUUUCGAGACGUCCCUGAGCGUGGGGGAGCUGGCGUUCAGCCAGAUGCAAGGGGACCUGGACCAGCAGCGGUUGCUGGGGGAGCGGCCCCCCACCGACCCCCUCGGCGACCUGCUCGUCAAGGAGAUGCACACCAAGGAGAGGUACGAGCGACUGCUGCGACGAGCCAAGACGGAGGACUUGUCUGAAGUGUCUGGCAUCGGCUGUCUGUACCAGAGUGGCGUCGACAGGCUGGGACGACCCGUCAUCGUGUUUGUGGGCAAGUGGUUUCGCUUCAGUGAAAUAAACCUCGACAAGGCUCUGCUGUACCUCAUCUACCUGCUGGAUCCUCUGGUGAAGGGAGACUAUGCUAUCGCAUACUUCCACACACUCACGUCGAGCGCAAACCACCCAUCGUUUGCGUGGCUGCGGGAGGUGUACAACAUUUUACCCUACAAGUAUAAGAAGAAUCUGAAGGCUUUCUACAUUGUUCAUCCAACCAUCUGGACUAAAAUGAUGACGUGGUGGUUCACGACGUUCAUGGCGCCAGCCAUCAAGCAGAAGGUGCACAGCUUGCCGGGCGUGGAGUAUCUGUACAGCACCAUGUCGCCGGAGCAGCUCGAGAUCCCCGCCUUCAUCACGGAGUACGACAUGACGAUCAAUGGACUCCGCUACUUCCAGCCAGAAUCACCAACCUAAGAACAUGUGAGAUCAUCAUGCAAGUUCUGCAGCAUGCUUUAAGAAUACUAGAUGAGUUAUGAAGGAAGGCAUUUAUUUUUUUUAAACAAACAAUUUAUAAAGCUUUACUGAAAUUUUUUUUUAUAUAACAAAGAUUCCAUGGAAGCAGUUUGCAGCUGUUGGGAGAUAGUGCAAUUUGUGGCAGGUUUUAUUGCUAAUCUACGCUGUGCUCAGCAUUCUAGCCCAGCUAUAGGAGGUAUAUCAUCAUGUGCAAGUAGUGGCUGUAGAAGAGCAUGUGUUUGUUUAAACUGUAUGCAAGGUAUAGCAUAAGGAACAUUUUACAAAAACUGCCAAUGUGACAUGUACUUAACAUGUGAGAUGGAAAGGAAAAAAAAAAAUUAACUAUGUAUAUCAACAUUUAUAUGAGGAAGCUAAAGAAAAACUUAUUUCAUUGACAAACAUUUUUAUGCUGAUAUUUAACAUUCUAUACACAAUAUUUAAUCACUAUAUAAAAUAAAGCAAGUUAUCUUGUAUAUAUGCAGGACAGUGUGAAUUUUUAAAAUCUUAGUUAGUUUUUAUUAUUGAUUGAUGCUAGGUUAAUGUGCCAUUUGUGUUUGAAAACUUUAAUUUCUAUUGAUUUUUUUAAAAAUAUAUUUAUCCAUGAUUACUUUUCUUUAUAGAAUAAUUGUGUGUACCAGUUCUGAAGGUAGAGUUUAAAAUUUUAAUUCAAUAUUUAUGAAUUGUGAUGUUUGAAGUUCUGUUGAUUAUUUUAAUAACUUUAUCCUAGACAUUUUUAAUUACGAUUUAAUCUGGCCAUUUAUAAAGAUUCAGGUAUAAGUUGUAAAUGUGUGUCCAAGUGAUUAUUUUUGUAUGUCAUUACAUGGUAUGUACUUAAGUUGUUUUUGGGAUUUGAGACCCAUCACUAUAAAUUUAUGAAAAAAUAACUACAGAUUUAUUUAAUUUUUAUUUUGCUGGUCACUGUUUAAUUUUUGAGCUGUGAAUUCCUAUCACUGAUAUAAAACAUUUUGAAAUGUAAUUCUCAAAACAUAGCAACAAAUAUUUUUAAUAAAGUGCACUUUAGAAAUUAGAAAACAUCAAUAUUUUGAAGCUAUUUUUAGGGUAUAAAAUUGAUAUUUAGUGAUGGUGGUAUUUUACUUUCUGCAUGUUGCAAGUACAUUUAUAUUAUAGAGCAACAUUUAAGAUGGUUUAUAAUCAGUUCAAACAAAUUGGAAGGAAGGUUUGAUUUUUUAUUUCAACCCAUUUUUACUGCGAUAGUUUGUUUCAUCAUGAAUUGUUUUAUCAGCCAAAGGUUUUAGAUAAUAUUUAGAAUUUUUUCAAUCAAUUGUAACGGAUUUGAUAGUAAUCCAACUAAAAAAGCUUUGAAUUUUUUCCCCCAACUCUUGCUAUUUCCACCUCUUGCAGUAAUGGUGGUUACAUAAUGAUAUACUUAAGACAAACAUUUUAGACAAUAUUUGGGAAAAUUUAAAAUGAAAUAAAAUGGAUUUGAUAGUUUACAUGGUUUUGAGUUAUUAUAUUAUUAUUAUUACAACCAUUGGCAAUAAUUGUUAGUCUUAUCGAAAAUUGUUUCAGAUCAAAGUUUUAGAUAAUAAUUAUAAGAUUUGCAAACAAUAUAAGGGUGUUAAGAAUUUUUUCAUCAUCUAACCCUUGUUUUUUUUCCCACCCCUUGAAGUUAUGGUGUUAUAAACAUAUAUUAAAAUUAAUCAUUUGACAAAUCCUUGUACAUGAUUAUAUAAAAUGGCAACAUAUUUUUCAUGUCAAGUUUUUGAAAAAAAAAAACUACUAUGAAUAAAGUAAUGUUUUGAAAUGUUAGAAAUCAUUUUGCACUGGUUGCAAACUUCUAGUUGAAAAAAGAAAUUCCAGAUUCCAGAUUUAAUACUAUAUGAGCUUUAGCCAUUCUAAACACGACUGUAUGCUUGUUGAGAUAAAAUAUUGUGUGAUGAUGACUGUGCUUGAAUGCCAAUAGCUACACCAGGUGAUGCAAACACUUAUCUAAAUUUUGAAUACAAUCAAACAUUUGUUAUUUCAAAGUACAAGUAUUUUAAUUUGGAUCAAAUAUGAAUCUCUAUAACAUUUACACAGGCCUAGUGCUGUGCAGUAUUUUGGUUUUGAAUCUUAUUUUGUUGUGAGACAUUUGUAUGAAAAUUUUCUGGGCUCAAUAUACUUAUUAAGUUCAUAGUUCAUAUGGUUUGAUACUUAAAAGAUGAAGGUAGGGACUUGCUUCAUUCAAUUAUGUACAGAGACUUAAAGCCAGUACGACCUCCAAGAUGAAAGUGGGUCUCCGUACCACUUGUCUGGAUGCUCAAUUUUUUUAGUUAAACCAGAGAUUGGAAUCAAGCAUACCACCAUCACCACGUGCUGAUGAUUUCCAUGAAAAUUGUUAUUUUUAGUUUGUUCAGUCCAUGGGAGCCGAGACCAGUUAUACUUCAAAACUAGACAAUCACUGUUAGCUUGUAUGUUUGGAAACAUUGUGAGCAUAUGAUAGAUAGCGCUUCCAGCAGAAAAAUUUAUAAACUUUGUAAAAUACUUGCUGUGCAUAAUUUAUGUGGGAAGAAGAAUAUACAAUAAUACAAAAUACACUUCUUUUACAAGUUCAUAGGUUACACUCAAUACCUGUGUUUAGUGCAGUAGAACCUUGAUGUAAUUUUUUUAUUACUUUUACAGACAAACCAUUAAUAAUUUUAAUUAAUAAUAAACAAUAUAUAAUAGUAUGUAAACAAUUAUUGUUAUUUUUUUGUGUAUAUGUAUAAAUUGUUGUAAGAAAACUCACAAUAAAUUAAGAGCUACUUAAGGGGCCCGCCUAGCCAGGGUGUAUCUGUAUUAGUCCAACAACACUUAGUCAUGCUUCUAGCGCUGUGUUGUCUCUAAGAGCAAGGCUCUGAACUAGCGCACAGUCUUCUUGCCUUGCAUAGGGCCAACUAUGAUAUUUGAGCAGUAAUUACAACAUUAUAUGGUGGAGAAAUGAAGACAAAAGUUGUAACGUAAUGCCCUUGAUUGCUAUUGAGAAAUCUGAAUGAGUGUUUCAUGUCCAAAUUCAGUUUCAAAACAAAGUACGGAAAUAUAACCACACAUCCACCCUCAGCUUACUCUUAAAUUAUUUUCUUGAACAGACACCCUUCGGAUCUGUCGAGAAGUUUUCAAAUUACGUUAUUUUUGUUUUUAUUUUCACUUUGAGGCAAUAUGGUUAUAAUGUAAAGAAUUACAGUGAAGUAGGUCCAUUCCGUUUAGUUUUCGCGUCACGGAACGGCGGACAUGUUACCCAUUGUUCAUUCAUUCGAUGGUAGAACAUGUGAUGACAUUGCAGUAUGUCUAUGUAGCCUAUUGGCAAAAUCUGCUGCACUGUAACUCAAUGUUAAGGUGAUAUUUGCAGAACUACAAAAUCAGUCUAGAAAAAUGCUUGAUCACAUCUAACCUAUACAUAAUAUAAAAUUAAAUACUAAUUUAUUAUAAUCAAUCCUAGCUUUUGAUAUUUACUAAAAAUUUCUUUAUGGUUUGGAUAUUCAUUGUUAAUUAAUCAAUAUUUAUUGAUCAAUAAUUAUUGAUAUCCUGACCUGUUAUUUUGAAAUGAGUAAUAAUUUUGUUAAUUUAUGUUAAUUUAUUUUUUCUAUUUGAACUGAAUUAAUAACAAUUACAAAAAAAUUAGGAUUCUUGAAUACUUUAAAAAGAAAUUAAAGUCAAAAAAUCCUGUGCUGUGUUAUCUUGUUGUUAAAUUGUAUGAAUGGUUUUGCUGAGUAAUACUAAGUAAUAUUAUAAAUGUGGUUAAGAAUAAAUUUUAUCAAACUUGAAUUACUUUUUAAAAAGUUUAUAAAUUGUAGUUAUAUAAUUGUUAUUGUUCGGGUCCUGAAAAUCUUAAUAUAACAUUUUAUGGUGGGAUUAUUUUAACAGUGAGUAAUAUUUAUUGUUAAUUAAUCAUUAUUGAGUGGUCAAUAAUUAUUGAUAUCCUGAGCAGUUAUUUUGAAAUGAGUAAUAAUUUUAUUUCAUGUUUAUUUAGGAAAAAGGUCUUUCUUUUUUCUGAAGCUACACGCCCAACUAGGCGGGGCCCUUAAGACUAUAAAUUACUAGAGCUUGGUAUUGAACAAGACACCCAUAGUGGAAUGCUUAAGCCAGCACGCGCAGCAGUGACUUCAGGCGAAGGAAAGUAUUGCCCCAUUCAACUAACCUGCAAAGUGUUUGCUUAAUGUUUGUCACUGCCAGAUGGUGCAGCCUUGCCUAAAUGUUCGAUCACCAAGCCAAGUGUUUAUCAGUGAAUCUAGCAUUCUUAGAAAAAAUAAUGGCUUAAGCAAUUUAAAUUUAAAAUUUUAGAAACGAAGUCCUUUUCGUACCUCACUGCUAUGAGUACUGUUAAGUAGCAAAAUCAGUGCCUUUUGCUCAUUGCUAAAAUAAAAUAAAAAAAUACAAAUUUUUGUGUGUGGUACAGUAACUCCAGUUAUUGUAGGUUGUCCACUGGAUAGGAACAAGAUGUAAUGGUGAAUUGUGAAAAAACAAACACUGAAAAGAAUGUCAAUACACCAUUUUACAACAAAUUAAAAAAUACGCUAUUUAGCAUUUAAAGGCGAAUCCGAUUGUGAACUCGUGCAGAAAUAAAACGAAACUUAACUCAAAUCACAAAUUUAUGUCUGUAUUUCAGCAUAAAUUUCAUUUUAAAAUGUAUGGCACAAAUGUAUAGGAAAAUAUAAUUAUAAUAUGUUUUAUUGUUCAUUCCUAACUACCUCAUUUUUCUAAUAGGUUCUAGUGUUGAUAUUCAUGAAAGACACUAUUCUUUCUGAUUUUUCUGUGUUUAUUAAAUAUAUCCUUCACAUCUUUAGUAAAUAUUUAUUUUAUUGUAAAAAUUCAACAUGUUUCAUAGUCAAAUUUACAUUAUUUUGGUGCAACAAUUUAGUUUGUGUAUUUUGUUGAAUAAUAGAUUAUAAUAAUAUAGUAUUUAAAACAAUAAAAGAUUUCCUCCCUUAAAUACAAAAUUGGCUUAAAAAAUAAAUUAAUUAUGUCUUGUCUCUACCAGAGGAGAAUUGGUUAUUUGAACUCAUCGGACUCAAAGGGUGGGUUUUAAAUAGUGUGACUUUGUUGUACAUUUUUCUAGUUGGCCGAAUGUUUUAUCUUUAUCCUCUAAACAACUUAUGUUGAUGGAUAAAUAUUUUUUAACACAAUUCUUUUAGCUCAAGUUAAGUAUGUGUUGACAAAUAUGUUAAACCUAAGAUUACUGACAGAAAUUAAAACAUUUAACUUGAAUUAUUAUAUGUAAACCUUCUUUUCAUUUUAGCUUAUAAUAGUUCAGGACUUUAAAGAGCAAUUCUUUAAGUACAUGAUAAAUAUUUUAAAACAUAGCACAGCUAAAUAACAUUUUAAAUAUAACAGAAAGAAAAAAAUUAUUUAUACGGUGUUGUAUAGUGAGAAAUACAGAAGAGUCCCGCUACUCCAAACUAAUUGGGGCAUAUUAUCGGAUUAGCCUAAUAACUGCUGUUAUACAAGAGCACGCAGUAAAAUAAAUCUCCAAAAGCAUUAAGUUAUCACAUAACACAACCUAUAACACCUAUAACACUGUUAAUGUUGAUCUUUUGGAGAAGACAUCAAAAAAAUUUUUUAAGAACAAAACAAAUUUUUUUUUUUUUGUUAACUUGCACCAUAAACGUGUUUGGAUUAGCCGGAUUUUUGGGAUUACAUUUCUUUUAUUUUUAAUGAUAAGACAUUUUUAAGCUGUUCUACAAGUGUUUGUUUCAAAUUAGUGUGGAAUUUUUUUCUCAACUUGAGUGUCUUUAUGCUUUGAUGCUUGCUACAAAUUAAAGAUUUAAGUAAUUAAAUGUACUUGCAUACAUAUGUUUUUAAUGGGUUUAUUUUGUACUGCACUUGUUGAGCUACUGCAAAAAAAAAAAUGUAUAUUGUAUUAAUAUUUGUAUUUUUUCCCCUUAAAAAUGCCAUGCUAAAUAUUUUAAAAUCAUAAUCAAGCAUAGCAAUUAAAGCAUAUAGUUUGUGUUUCUGAAAAUAUUCAAACUGUUAUCAUAAACACUAGAAAGAUUGUGCUUUGUGAUCCAAAGACGACCUUAGAAGUACUUGCAAUGUGCAUAUUAAUAUAAAGAAAUUACUUUUUCAUAUUUUUUCUCUCUUUAUAUUCACUUCUGAUUGAGUGCUGUGUUGAAAAAAUACAUACUCUCAAAUUCUAAACAUUCUGUAAUUGGAGCUAAUCUACAGUUUUAUAUAAAAUGUUCAAGUUUGAUAGGUCUAUGUAACUUGUUCUUCUUAUGAGCUAUGAAUUGACUGUUUAAUGUUUAUUAUAUCAGAAAUGUUGAAAUAUUUAAUAUAAACUUAGAUGUAAUAGGCACAUUAAGUGUUGAAGUUUUAGAGGAUGUACUAGUUAUUGAGGUUUGGUUGUACCUAACUUGUAUUUUUUUAAAUGUAAGAGUUAAAAAUGAGCUUGUGUUAAGUUUUCAGCUGCCAGGAGAAUUCAAAUAAUGUUCAGGACAAGAUUAAUAAAUAAUGUAAACUUAACACUGCAGAAACCUUCAGGCCUUAAAUAUGUUUGUAGCUUAGUUUGUCACAGAGACCUGAGAGAGCCAGUUAUAAAUUUUAUAAUGUGAACCUUAGUUUUUACCCCACCCGAAAUAGCAUUCAACAUUUUUUAAAUCAAGUAGAUGUAGAAGUAAGAUGAAUGUAGCUAAAGCAAUACACAAACACCAUUAUUAAUGAUCAAGCUCUUUGUCUAUAGGCUGAGUAAUUCUAGGCUCAACAGAUUAGUAUGCAAACCAUGGACACUCAAAACUAUUAUUAUUAGACCCAUAUUUUUUUUAUCAUUCAUCGAGUGCUAAUUGAUGUACAUAAAUAGUUAGCAGUAAGACUUCAAGAUGCUUUCUAAAUGCCAAGGCUGUGAUCCAUGUUUUUUUUUUUAAAGUUAACAUACUGCCAACUGUAUACUGUAUAAAAAAAUAACGUAACAUAUAAUCCAAUAUGUGGUAGUCAGUGUUAUUUAAAUAUGCUCUUAAGAAAGCCUUUUAAGACUGUACAAACUAGUUUUAUCUUUUAUGAAUUUAUGGCAGAUUUAUGUGUCUACUACUUUUGUUGGCACUUUUGGAAUCUAAUCUGUAUAGAUAUAAAUAUAUUUUACUCUCAUACUGCAAAAAAAAAAAAAAAAAUUGAAUUCCAGUUUAUUUGUUUUUUAGUUUGAAAUUUCAUCAUAUUUUCCAUAGAUAGGUACCUGUUGCUGAAUAAUCAAAUAUGAAAUUUUUAUUUACAUAAUAAACCUAGUUAUCAUGGCAGUUCAUUUUGUUGGUUGAGCAAAGUAGUUUUAGUAGAAUUCAAAUCUGUUGGUGCCUAGUAUUGCUUGAAAUCUAGAAUAGAUGGGCUGUGAUGAAAUGUACAUAAAAUUAUAUACAGUUUAAAUAUGAUUUUUGUCUUGGAAUAUACUUAGAGAACAUGUUUACAAAGCAAAAUGAAACAAUUUAAGAUCUCGUUAAGUUGCUGGUGUUGCAAACAUGAAUUACUUUAAAGAAUGUUGAACUGAAGAAAUAAAUGCAGUAUUAAUGUUUCAAGUUCCACGUUAA
Molecule: messenger RNA, 9490 nt
Organism: Bacillus rossius redtenbacheri
Lineage: Eukaryota; Metazoa; Arthropoda; Insecta; Phasmatodea; Bacillidae
Gene: Gdap2
Product: protein GDAP2 homolog
Exons: 12
Coding region: 453-1964 (503 amino acids)
Source: RefSeq, a predicted model, not a curated record